Equus caballus (horse) is the source of this 3622-nucleotide messenger RNA. RefSeq names its product coagulation factor II thrombin receptor (gene F2R). Gene Ontology annotation, cellular component: plasma membrane. Gene Ontology annotation, molecular function: thrombin-activated receptor activity. Gene Ontology annotation, biological process: positive regulation of Rho protein signal transduction; phospholipase C-activating G protein-coupled receptor signaling pathway; positive regulation of blood coagulation. The record is from RefSeq and is a predicted model, not a curated record. NCBI's taxonomy places the organism in Eukaryota, Metazoa, Chordata, Mammalia, Perissodactyla, Equidae.
GCGGGGAGCGCUGUGCCCGCCCUGCCGACUGGCCCCCCCCGGGAGGAGGAGGAGAGAGCAGGGCCGCGCCUCCGGCGGCGGGACAGUCUCGGGAGCAGCGCGAGCCACCGCGCCACCGCGCCGAGCCUGGGACAAUGGGGCCGCGGCGGCUGCUGCUCGUGGCCGCGGGGCUGAGUCUGUGCGGCCCCCUGCUGUCGGCCCGCACCCGGGGCCGCAGGCCAGGGUCAAAAGCAACAAAUGAUACUGUGGAUCCCCGGUCGUUUAUUCUCAGUAAUUCCCACGAUCAAUUUGAACCAUUCCCCAUGGAGGAGGGGUACGAGGAGGAGAACAAAAGCAUGUUAACUGAAGACACAUCAAGCUCCAUCAACAGGAACAGUCCGCUUCGAAAGCCGCCUGCGGAGCCCAUCUCCAAAGAGGCCUCAGGGUAUCUGACCAGCACCUGGUUGACUCUCUUCAUCCCCUCUGUCUACACGGGUGUCUUCGUGAUAAGCCUGCCUCUCAACAUCAUGGCCAUUGUGUUGUUCAUCUUGAAAAUGAAGAUCAAGAAGCCUGCCAUGGUGUACAUGUUACACCUGGCCAUGGCAGACGUGUUCUUUGUGUCUGUGCUCCCUUUUAAGAUCAGCUAUUACUUUUCCGGAAGUGAUUGGAAAUUUGGGUCUGAAAUGUGUCGCUUCGUCACUGCAGCGUUUUACUGUAACAUGUAUGCCUCCAUCAUGCUCAUGACAGUCAUAAGCAUUGACCGGUUUCUGGCUGUGGUGUACCCUAUCCGGUCCCUCUCCUGGCGCACGCUGGGGAGGGCGUCCUUCACGUGCCUGGCCAUCUGGGCUCUGGCCAUCGCGGGGGUGGUGCCUCUUCUCCUCCAGGAGCAGACCACCCGGGUGCCGGGGCUCAACAUAACCACUUGUCAUGACGUGCUCAACAAGACGCUGCUGGAAGGUUACUAUGCCUAUUACUUCUCAGCCUUCUCUGCCGUCUUCUUUUUUGUGCCGUUGAUCAUUUCCACAGUCUGUUACGUGUCUAUCAUUCGAUGUCUUAGCUCUUCCGCAGUUGCCAACCAGAGCAAGAAGUCCCGGGCUUUGUUCUUAUCGGCUGCUGUUUUCUGCAUCUUCAUUGUUUGCUUCGGACCCACAAACGUCCUCCUGAUUCUGCACUAUUCGUUCCUGUUUCCGAUUUCCACGACAGAGGCUGCCUACUUUGCUUACCUCCUCUGUGUCUGUGUCAGCAGCAUAAGCUGUUGCAUUGACCCCUUGAUCUACUAUUACGCUUCCUCCGAGUGCCAGCGGCACCUCUACAGCAUCUUCUGCUGCAAAGAAAGUCCCGACCCCAGCAGUUCUAACAGCAGCGGUCAGCUCAUGGCGAGUAAAAUGGAUACGUGCUCUAGUAACCUGAGCAACAGCAUAUACAAAAAGCUGUUAGCUUAGGAAAAGGGACUGCCAGUGAGUUAAAAAGAAAAGGUUAAAAAAAACCUACAUAACCUGAGGAUUCUACUAGUCCUUGCCAAAACAGUAUUUACUUCACCGUCAAAAACAGGAAAUGUAUGAUUUGCAUGCCUCCUUCUUAGGAGAGCCAUUAAGCAUAUUUAUUUGUUCAUUACAGGAAAAGAUAACGGGAAUAGAAAACGACGUUGUUCCCAGGGAGUGUUGCCAAUGCUGCAGUAGUAACUGGAUGUCACUUUUUGAUGUAUGUACAUUCAUGUACAUACACACACUUGUGUCACCUGCAGUGCAGUAUAGAUGAGGCACUUUGAACCCCUCCUUUUUUUUCCCCCCAGAGAUUAUGGAAAUAAACUCUGAUUCUCUGAUUUCAUAGGCAAAGUUUAGGUUGGUGCAGUUCAGGCCUCAACACCUGGAGCUGUCCAUCAGUAGUGAGCGAUUCUCUAGUUUGGACUUACCCAGUUUUUGCAAAUAAGUGUAUCUUGAAAUUGUUCAGCAGCAAUGUUUAAGUUAUUGAGGGAUAAGACAGUAUUUGUGUGUAGAAAAAGUUCUACUGUUUUUCAUUCUAAACAUAUCAAAGUUUGAAUUCCUUAAAUUGCGAAAACAGAUGAUAUGGGUAGCAUUUUGGAUGUUUUACAUGCUGUAUACGUAGACCAAGAAGGAGCAUAGGUUCCACCAGUGAUGUUAGGCUGGGCUUCACAAUUCCCUGCCCUGGGAUGGAGGCCUCGCCGCAGUAGACGCAGGGCGGGGCCGCUGCAGACAGGCGUGGCCAGAAGCCCGAUGGCUGAGCCGCCGGAGAGCAGAGGCACUGGACCCCUGUGUUUGCUCUCUCCUCCUAGGGUUCUCUCAGGGGCAGGCUCUGAGCUGAUCCCGUUUGGGAGGAACCGGCGAAGCAGGCCGCACUGUCCCUGGACAGAAUGAAUAUAAAAGACCUCUCUGUGGAUUUCGAGAACAGAAAAAGAAGGCGCAUGCCCUUCUAGCGGUACCCUGCCAGGACCACUCUCGGAUGGAAACACCCGUGAGCCAGCGUCAGCACCCAGGUGUGCUCUGGGCGUAGAGAGCUGAGUAAGACUGAGACCGGCCCUCAAGAAGAACAGCGUAGACGACACGUAGAGUGUGACGUGUGUAAUAAAUGUGUCAUUACAUAAAGAAGUGUUUUUAGCCAGUUGUCACCAAGCAAGUCUCACCCAAGCAGGGCCUGUCCUUUGAAGAACUUUGAACAUUUACGUUACUGCUUCCUGUGGUUAUAACUUGAGCAGAAAACAUAAUGGAAUACAGGAAGCGCAUUUUUUAAAGUCAGUCCUUCAGUCUACAGGAAUUGGACACUAUUUAUAAGUGUUUUCAAGAAAUUACUCAAAUCAGGUCUUUUUAAAAGAAUCAGUUAUGUCAGUCUGAUUAGAAAUGACAGAAGAAAACAAAACUGACUUUGUAAUCUAGGAAACUUAUCCUGUAUUUUCCACUCACUUGUAUUAAGAAUUAAUGAGGGGCCUGCCUGGUGGUGCAGCAGUAAAGUUCACGCAUUCCUUUUUGGCAGCCUGGGAUUCGCAGGUUCGGAUCCCAGGUACGGACCUGUGCACUGCUUGGCAAGCCAUGCUGUGGCGGGUGUCCCACAUAUAAAGCAGAGGAAGAUGGGCACAGUUGUUAGCUCAGGGCCAGUCUUCCUCAGCAAAAAGAGGAGGAUUGGCAGCAUAUGUUAGUUCAGGGCUAAUCUUCCUCAAAAAAAAUGUCAAUGAGCUAAUUUAAUGCCAUGAUGAGUAACAAGUACAGAAAACCCUCAUGGAUUUGACAAAAUAAUUUGACGAUUAGGUUGAAGUGUAUCUUUUUUCCUUAUGACAAAAUGUUGGCAUUUUAAACAAACAAGAAAAGUGGAAAGUUGCAAGGCAAAUGCUUACCUAUUUAAAAGCAAAUUUCCAAAUGCCACAGAAUAAUUUACAGAAUAGUAUGUAUUAUAAGUAGAAGCUAGCAUUGAUUUUUAUUAAUUUAGUUAUUCUAUUCAUUUUCUCCAACUGAGUGGAGAUUUAGUCAUUGUUCAUUCAGUCUGUAUGUAUUAAAAUACCUCUGACUUAAUAUGACUAUCGUUAGCAUAUCAUCAGUCUGUACUUAUAAAAUAUUAUGUCACUGUUUUUAUGUUCUCUUUUUUUAAAAAAUGUAUGUAACCUGUAUUAAUAAACAUGAACAUUUGCUUGGUA